Messenger RNA from Patella vulgata (common limpet), 7510 nucleotides. RefSeq names its product integrator complex subunit 6. The coding region runs from base 154 to 2808 and encodes 884 amino acids. The transcript is spliced from 20 exons. NCBI's taxonomy places the organism in Eukaryota, Metazoa, Mollusca, Gastropoda, Patellidae. The record is from RefSeq and is a predicted model, not a curated record. Gene Ontology annotation, cellular component: integrator complex. Gene Ontology annotation, biological process: snRNA 3'-end processing.
CAGAAUUCGUGGCGUGCUCGGUGCUGCGAAAUGAAGUCAGAUGAAGUGCGCCAUUGUCCGACGGCGGAGCGAUUGUCGGGCUUUCCGAUGAUAUAGACCGUUUCUUGCGGUUUCAGCGGUAUUGUACCGCUAGAAUAUACAUAACAGAGUAUUAUGACGAUCAUUUUAUUUCUCGUUGACACGAGUGCGUCAAUGAAUCAACGCACGUAUUUGGGAACUGCGUGUAUCGAUGUCGCAAAAGCAGCAGUCGAGACGUUUAUGAAGAUAAGAUCCCGCGAUCCAAAUAGCAGAUGGGACCGAUACAUGUUGCUGACUUAUGAAGAUCCGCCAUUGAAUGUCAAGGCGGGUUGGAAAGAAAGUCAUGCCACAUUUGUCAACGAGUUACGCAAUCUACAAGCAUCUGGUUUAUCAACUUUAGGUCCAUCUCUUAAACACGCUUUUGAUUUACUUAAUAUCAAUCGCAUGCAGACAGGAAUAGACACAUAUGGACAGGGAAGAUGUCCAUUUUAUUUAGAACCAGCAGUAAUUAUAGUAAUCACAGACAAUAGUCCGUUAACCAGUACUAGUAGUGUACAGUUACAGUUAAACCUUCCAAUGGAUACGGCAGUACCAGGUUCGGAAUUAACUAAAGAACCUUUUCGUUGGGAUCAGAGAAUUUUUGGUCUUGUACUAGGAAUGUCUGGUUCCAUUCCGUCCGAAAAUAAUUCCUUCCCCUUUAUCCCUUCAGCAGAAAGUCAUCCAAUAGAUGUUAUGUGUGACGUAACAGGUGGUCGUUCCUAUGCAAUUUUGAACCAGAAGAUGUUGAAUUCCUCAAUAGAAUCUCUAGUCCAGAAAGUACAGACAGGUGUUGUCAUCAAUUUUGAAAAGUUUGGCCCAGAUCCCCCGGUAAUUAAUGAUGGUUUACGGGCAGACAUCAUAUCUGAUACAAAUGGAAAUUUAAAAGAAAAUCAAGAUGUAAAUAAACAAAUAAUUGUAGAUAAAGAACUAAAUGAUGAGAAAAAAUCAAACAAUAUUUCUCUGCAACCCGCUCCAUGGCAUGCAUGCAGGAAGUUAAUCUAUGUUCCUAGAUCAGCACAAAAAGGUUACUCUGUAGGUCAUUGGCCAAUCCCUGAAGCGUUCUGGCCAGAUGCAACCAACCCAAAUUUACCUCCUAGAACAGCACAUCCCAAUGUGAGAUUUUCCUGUGCAUUAAGUGAUCCGUUGGUAAUAGAUAAUUUACCUUUUGAUAAAUAUGAACUGGAACCUUCGCCGUUAACUCAAUAUAUCUUAGAAAGGCGACAACCUAAUACCUGCUGGCAGGUACAUGUUAGUAAUAGUGCUAAAUUCAGUGAACUCUAUCAUCCAUUUGGUUAUAUUAAAGCUAGUAGUGCUUUAACUACUGUUAAUUUAUUUGUUAUGCCAUAUAAUUAUCCUAUAUUACUUCCUUUAUUAGAUGAUCUAUUUAAAAUUCAUAAGUUAAAACCAAAUCCUAAAUGGAGACAACAGUUUGAUAAUUACCUCAAAACCAUGCCAGGAUAUUAUGCCGGGCCAUUAAGAAGAGCAUUAGCCAGAAUGGGUGCUCCUAACUUAGUUCCAGAUCAAAUGGAUAAUUGUCUUUCAUAUAGUGUUAUUACCUACCUCAAAAAAUUAAAAAAUCAGGCUAAAGUUGAAAUGGAUCGUUUAUUGGCUUCAGUGGGUCAGAAAGUUCCAGUUCAUGAAGGAAUUAAAGUUAAUUCUAGAACUAAAACGUCAUUUUUAAAAAGAAAAGACUUUAAUCAACUUGUAGAGAAUUUGGGAGCUAAUGUUUCUAGUUUAAAACAAGAAAUACAAGAUUAUAAUAGUUUUACAAUAGCUGCUCCUGUUAAAACAAUACAACCACAAUAUUAUAGAAAUCCAUACGACAUUCCACGUAAGAGUUUGUUAGACCAGGUGAAGAGAAUGAGAACCAACUUUCUACAGACAUCUUAUAAUAAUACUAAAUUAAUAGAUGAAGAUCAGAGACAUAGUAUACCCGUACAACAAAUGGGUAAUUAUCAAGAAUAUUUAAGGAAACAACCUCAGCCAUUACGCGAAUUGGAAAGUACACCUGCCAGAAUACAUACCUUUGGUAAUCCAUUCAAAGUUAAAUCUAAUGAGAUAAAGAUAGAUGAGGCAGAUGAAGCAGCUGUGUUUGGUUCUGCAGGCAAUAAUCAUUCUAGAAAUAAGCGAGCAGCUUCAGAAAGUCCACCAGCAUCUCCUGGUCCUAGAAAACGUAAACCUGGUCCAUUACCACGAGGUGUAACAAUUCGGCGACCAUCGACCACACCCCUCACACCUGCUAGUAGUCCUACAAGAAGUGAUUCCAGUGAUAGUUCCUUUGACGAUCUGGGUGAUGAUCGACCUUUAGAAAUAGUGCUAGAUUCCGAUGAGGAUAAUUAUGAAGUGAACAAAUCUGUGAACAAAGUGAACGCUAAUCAUGUGUUACCGGAAGUGAACGGUGAUGAAGAAUCUGUGAUAACCCCACAAAAUCAAAGUGAACAGCCAUGUGUUAACCACUUAAACUCUAAUGUCAACAUGCAUACAAAUAGUAAGAAAGACUUGAAUAUUUGGAUGUAUAAUUCAAAGUUAAGACAUUCCUGUUUUAAAGAGAUAAAAAAGCCAGGCAGACACUAUGAGCAGUUAUUCUCUCAAUUGAAUACAGUACGGGGGCCGAUAGAAACGCGCUGUAGUUUCCUCAAAGAACUCAUACAUGAAGCUACUCGUUUUAAAAAGAAAAUGUUGGUGCAAAUGUUGGAACAAUUCGAACAAUCUAUGAUAAAAGUGGAAAAAGCCAGUAGUGGUUCGAGAUGAUAUACAAUUCUGAACUUUGACCUGGAAUAAUUUGGACUUUAUAUAUUCCAUAUCAGGGCUUAUUUAUUGUGAUAAUGCAAGCAGGGAGAAUCAUGAAAUGGUUCUAACUUGUGAUUUAACAGUUCUUGUAUGUUUUGUUUGUGCCGUCUGCUUGUGGGUAUUUUAAUACAUCUAUUGGUGACGAAAACUGAAUAACAUAUGAAAACAAUAUUGUACAAAAAAUAUGUUCCGUAUGAAGAAUAAAUGUGUUGAAUGUGCUAAAAAAAAAUAUGGAAUAAGGACAAUUAACAAAUGAAUUAUGGUCACAGAAAAUUGUGGAUAAAUGAGUAAAAUAAAGAAAGUGUGAAUUGUUGGAAGAAAAUCUCGAUGUUCUAUCAUUUAAUUCAGGAUAAAUGUUUACAACUGAAACUCCUUAUAUAUUUUAUUGAAUGAAGUGAGAAAAGUUCUUGGUUCUAAACUAUUAGACUAGUAUGUCCACUGUUUAUUGUUAUAAUACAAAAAACCAUAAUCCAAAUACACUUUAUCACCCAAUUGUAUCUGCUCAUCAAGUGGACGAUCUUCUCAAAUAGUUUUUCUUCACUUCUUGGUAGUUCUCUGAUUUUUGUUGUUUUUCAUAUUCUUUGGCUGUGUCAAAAAUAAACUUGAAUAGCUUAAUUUUCCUCAGAAUUAGACCUCACCUAUUUACAUGCCUGCAUUGAAAUUUGAUGAUGAUUUGUGACCCCUUGUCAGUCGUCUACAUGAUGUUGUCAGCAUUGAACUGAUAACUUCGAGAGUAGUCCUACAUAAAGUAUCUUGUGAACAGUCUAACGACAAAUGUUGCCAUCCUAUCUGCUUGAAAUUUGUGUGCAUUGUUCGGAUUAAUGUAAUAAAGAAAGCUAUCGAAAUUCAUAAUCAGUUCUAGUGCUGUGGAGGCUUUGCUCUUAAGGCUUAUUCACUUUGUAAAAUCUAGUAAAUGCUGUGAAAUCUAGUAAAUGCUCUGUUGGCAAAGGCUAUGUCUGAUCUGCUUGAAAUGUAUAUUCAUUGUACUGACCAGUCAACAGAAUCCUAUUGAAUUUCAACUAUUUCUGAUACUUACUGAUUACAUUAUAUAACACCAAAACACCAGUGAUAUAAUACAAAAUUAGCUCUUUGUGCACCAGAAGAUUCACAAACGUGAUUGCAACCUUACUGUUUUCUGCUCCGAUGACUUGAAUGUGGCUGUUAAUACAUGUAGGUGUCGAUGUUUUGGUUCUUAAUUUUUAGCUCUUAGCAUUGAAAGUACAAUGUCAGUAAGAACAUAGCACUUAUUUCAGGCACUUGUGUUUUGUUAUUCAUCUACAUGUAUCUAGUGAAUACGACACUAUAAGCAGUUAAAACAAAAAAAAUGUCCCAAUUUUGUCCCCCGCCCUUCGAAGAAAGCAGGGUUCUGUUAAAAUGGGUUUGUCCAUCUGUCUGUCAGUCCAUCUGUCUGUUCUUCACACGUUUUGGGACACAAUAAAUAUCCUUCUAAUUGAGCUAGAAUGUUUAAACUUGGUGUACAUGUAGAUGUUUAUUAGGUCGAUGCUUUGAAGUUCGAAGAUAGCAUUUUCUGCUUAGGGUAAGAAUAGAAAUGCAAAUUUGAUUGAUUGAUGCUUUGGGACACAAUAACUAUAACUUUAGUUCUGAUUAAGUGAGAUUGAUCAAACUUGUUGUAUAGUUUCAUUACAUCAGCACCUUGACUAAGUUCGAAAAUGAACAUUUUCUGCUCAGGGUAAGCAGAGCGAUAAGCAAUUUGAUUGGUUGAGAAUUUGGGACACGAUAACUUUAGUUCUAUUUAAGUGAGGGUGAUGAAACUUGGUGUAUAGUUUCAUCACAUGAAUACCUAUUCUGCUCAGGGUAAGCAGAGCAAUAAGCAAUUUGAUUGUUUGAGACUUUGAAACACAAUAACUCUCCUUCUAAUUGAGGUAGAAUGUUCAAACUUAGUGUAGGCGUUCAUUAGGCGAAUGCCUUGAUGGAGUUCGAUGAUGAAAAUUAUCUGCUUACAGUAAGCAGAGAUAAGCAAUUUGAUUGGUUGAUGCUUUUGGGCACAAUAACUUUGACUAAGUUUGAUGAGAAUUUUCUGCUUAGGCUAAGCAGAAUUUGAUUGGUCAAGACUUUGGAACAUAACUCUGCUUUUAAUUGAGGUAGAAUGAUUAAACUUGAUGUUGAUGUUCAUUAGGUGAAUGUCUUGACUGAGUUCAAUGUUGAACAAUUCCCACUAAAGCUAAGCAAUUUCUUUGACUUUGAUACUAUCUGAUGGAGAGUGAUGAAACUUAGUGUAUAGUUAAUCAGUUUGAUUGCUGAAUACUUUCUGAAAAAUAUAAAUGUGCAAUAAAUUAUUAUGUCAUCUAUUUAUUUCGGGAUUUCGGCGGGGGACAUUGGCCUCACUGUUGGCUUGUUAUAUCUUAACACAAGGUAGACUGUAAAAAAUGUGAACAGGAAACAGAUGUCCCUAAAUCUCUAUCUAGUGACGGCCAUGGAAAGUAAAAAAUACCGAAACGAAAUAAAAUAUAAUUUUAAUUAGAAUGUGAGUAGGCUAUACAUAUUGAAAUAAUCACAUACAAAUUAUUAUACCAGUGUAGAGAGAGGAAAGAAAUGGCACAGAAUUAGUAAACUUUAUGUAUGUAGACUUUUAACAGGAUAAUACCAUAAAUACAUGUAGCAAAUCUGUAACAAAUUCUCAAGAAAAUACAAAAUUAAUAUUAGCAGUCAAAUCUGACUAUCGUAUCAGCAUUAUUUCAUUGUCAUGUUCAUAAUAAACAGAAUUCACUAAUUGACACUAUAUUGAAUAAUUUUUUAUCUUGUGUUAUUUUGUUUUAAAAAUAAACCAACAAAAGGCUCAAACCUAAAUGGAAAGUUAAUGAAAAUUGUAAAUAUUCAGGACUGUUCUUGAAUUAAGCUAUGCCUGAGUGAAAUUAUUUGACAACGUCGAAUUGUUUGUUACUAAAAAUGUGUAGUAUCAUUCAUUUGUUCACAAGUUAUUCAAUUUUGAAUAAAUAAUUUAAUUAUUGAUCUUAUUUUUAAUUCAACUUGAAAAAAUACCUCCAUAAGACAGCAGAAAUUGAAGGUGACUUAGAAAUCAAGAGAAGACACUGUAGGUAAUAUGAGAGUUAUUAGGCUUGAAUACAGUACAAGUUUAUAAAUAUAUGAAACUAUUCGGCAGUUAAUAUUAUUGAUUGGAAUUUCUUAUUAACCGUUACCUUUGUUAAUAAAAUUUACGUUUCAUAAUGAAUAUAAAAUUCCUCUCUUUAUGUCAACAUUAUAGAUAUGAACACACAUGGUGCUAUUGAUUUUAGAAUUACUGUAUGGUCUUUCACUAUUCAUCAACACAGACUCCUUUUGUUGUGGGCAUAAAUACAGCUAAACCAUGACAAACAUGCCUGUAGACCAGGAUUACAUUACCCCUAAUGAUGAAUUAUCUCCCCUUUAGUGUUCAUUUUAAACAACUGUGGCAUGGUCUUGAUAUAAUGUAUCUGUUGAAGAGAUGAUAGGGAGUUGCUAACUAUCAGGUAAUGAGUCGGACAUGGUUUAUUUCUUUGGUUGCUUUCAUUAUUAACACAAAAUUCGAGACAUUGAACAGUGUUGUACAACUAGUGUGAAAUGAUAUCGCAAAGUAGUUGACAAUGACAUUUCUUUAACAACUUGAUUAUCAGUUUGGUCUGAUCUCCCAAUUCUCAAAUCACUCUUUAGAACGUAUUCAUAAUAAACUUGGGCCACCAGAGAAUAUAUAACAGCAGUAUGUUUUUGGUUCCACUAGAAUUCAAGGCCAGAUAUAAACUCACAAAAAUAUCAAACUAUAGACUGUAUGAAUUCUUGUAGGAUCCAAAACACGGUUUCCAUUUUGAUUUUUUGUGUAGACCCAUUGUGAAACAGACAUAAAGCCUGAUCAUGUGAGUUUGACUGUGUAAUUAUCAAAAACCUGUUGUCUCUUGUGAACUUAUGCGUCUAAUGUGUGCGCUUUAGAUCCGAAAGUCCUAUCAUUGAAUCUAGUGUUUCUGGUAUAGAUCCAAGGCUAGUAGGCACAUGUGCACUUCUCCAGUUUUCAAAAAAUUAUUGAAUACAGAUACCUUCUGGAUUGUAGGCUCUUCACACCUGCAACUAUCAAGUGCUUAAUGCAUCACCAAAGUUUGUAGCAAAUCAAAUUUAUGUGUAGUUUAAUGGUCGAGUGUGAGACAUUAAGUAAUGUAUCGAUAUUGCACGAGUGCGUUAUCGAUAUUGCACGAGUGCGUUAACUCGAGGGCUGUAAUCUAUAUAUUGCACAAGAAAUUGAACAACUUAAAAUACAGACAUUAUCCAGCACGUGCAUUUCUAUGAAAUAGUCACGCGGGUCCAAUAUUUCAACUAGUAUAAAUAAUGUACGCUUGGCACAUUGCCCGUACCAUUAUGUGAAAUAAAGGUACCCAACAUCAAAGGAUGACCUUGCAUCUGUAUUUUAAAAGGAAUUAGUGGAUAUCCUCAUAUGAUGAAUAGAAAUCCUACAUAUUAGGAGUACUCAAGACAUAAGAGUGUAUACACAAUCCAUGAAACAAUACUAAAACAACUAUGCCAACUGGCAAAUGUAUACUUGAUAUAAAGAGUUUGGACAUAUGUAUGAAUGUAUGGUAUAUGAUAUUAUUGCUUUAUUCAUGAUAUCAGAAUGUGAUAAAUAUGUAUAUUGUAUUGUUUUCUACCACUGUUACUCAAUAAAACUGUGAUAUUAAAUGAA